Gopherus flavomarginatus (Mexican gopher tortoise) is the source of this 7571-nucleotide messenger RNA. RefSeq names its product prostaglandin F2 receptor inhibitor (gene PTGFRN). NCBI's taxonomy places the organism in Eukaryota, Metazoa, Chordata, Testudines, Testudinidae. The transcript has 9 exons. The record is from RefSeq and is a predicted model, not a curated record. The coding region runs from base 49 to 2697 and encodes 882 amino acids.
GCUCCGGGUCCGAGCAGCCUCUUCCGCCCCGCACGCAGCCUGGCCAGCAUGGGGCACCGCGUGGGGAGCGCGCCCCUCCUGCUGCUGCUGCUGCUGCUGGCUUUCUGCAAAGGGCGAAUUGUGAGGGUACCGAAAAGCCCACUCAUUCGAGUCGAAGGUACAGAGACGGUGAUUCCUUGCAAUGUUACUGACUACGAUGGACCCAGUGAACAGAACUUUGACUGGGAAUUUUCCCAGGGAACUGACUUUGUGCGGAUAGUGAGUACCUGGGACUUGUCAUUCACCUCCCAGCAAUACCAAAAGAGGGUUGGCAGUGGGGAAAUCGUGCUGAGGCGGAGCAGCAAUAAUGCUGUGUUUCUUCUGAUCAAAAGUAUCCAACCAGUCGAUGAAGGAGAAUACAAGUGCAUCACCCCCAGCACAGAUGCCACUGUUCAGGGAAAUUACGAUGCUACAGUCCAAGUGAAAGUGAUUUCCGAUGGCUUAACUGUGAGUGGAUCUAAAGCUCGGUCCUCGAAACCUCGCAAACUGUCUGAGGGAGACUCAUUUGAAUUGCGCUGCUCAGCUUCCACCAUCUCCUCAGAACACACUCACCUGCAAGUUACUUGGGAGCUCAAGAAUGGCCCAGCCUGGCAGGAAAUCCUCUCUCUGACAUAUGAGGGCAAGUUCCAGCCCAGCCCGGAAUAUGAAGAGCGCUAUCUGAGUGGAGAUGUGCGCUUGGACACAGUGGCAAAUGACAUUUACCGACUCUCUGUAUCCCAGGCACUGCCAAUGGAUGAGGGCCUCUACAGGUGUCUUGUGAGCGAGUGGGUGAAAGGUGCAGAUAGUUCCUGGCAGAAGAUCCAGGAGAAGAAUGUGGAAGUAGCAAACGUGGUACUUCAACAGACGAUUCUGGAUGUGCUUAUUGCCACAAGCAACAUGUCUGUGACUGAAAGGGGCUCCCUGGACCUAACCUGCAACAUCACAACAGACAGAAGUGGCAUCUUCCAAGCUCAGGUGACGUGGUACUUCAGUGAGUCACAUGAUGAUACCUUGUCAGAUGCCCAGGUUUUGUUGAGUGUGGACCGUGAUUCUGUGGUCAGCGACUCUCCCCUGAUCAGCUUGAGUCACGUGGAUAGAAAUUCCUAUCACCUGCUAAUGCGUGAUGUGGGUGUGGAAGACUCUGGCUACUAUUUCUGCCAAGCAGCUGUCUGGGUGCCACAGCACAAUGGGAGCUGGCACAAAGUGGUGGAGAAGACCUCUUCACCAGUCAGCGUGGUGGUGACAGCAUUAGAGCUGGACUACCAGAUAGUUCUGAAUGCUUCUAAAACACCUAAAUUUUCAGACGACCCCACAGAACUGGAGUGCAGGAUCAUGAAUGCACAGAACACAGAAGCAAACCUACGUUUUACGGUCUCCUGGUACUACAGAAUGCACCUGCGCAGUGACGCUGUUGUGACAGAUGAACUUCUUGCCACUAUGGAUGCAGACUGGACGCUGCUGGUUGGGGAUAAGAGCAGAGAGAGGACCCAGAAUGGGGAAAUAAUUUUCUCUAAACAGGCCGUGGAUACUUUCAGUUUACGAAUCCAGUGGACCUCUGAAGCAGACAGAGGGGAUUAUUACUGUGUGGUCUCUGCCUGGAGCUGGCACCACAACAACAACUGGGUAAAGACCAAGGAUGUGAUUUCCACGCCGGUCAGUGUUUUCUGGGCUACCCAAGAUUAUACACUAACAGUGGAGGCAGUGAAACUGAAGCCGUUCUUUAUGGCAGGUCACACCUUUGAGAUGACGUGCAAGGUGUCUUCCCAAAACAUCAAGACCCCGCGUUACUCUGUUCUCAUUACAGCAGAAAAGACACUGACGGAUCAGUCAAACCCUAAUGGAACCACUCGCAUAAUCUCCUUGAACCAGGAUUCAGUGGUAAGACUGGAAGACUGGACAGACCAGACCCGAGUGGAUGGUGUGGUCCUGGAGAAGGUCCAGGAGAACGAGUUCCGCUAUAGGAUGUACCAGACGCAGAUGUCUGAUGCUGGUCUGUAUCGCUGUGUGGUGACCGCCUGGUCCCCAGGCGGCGGUGGCAUGUGGCGAGAGGCAGUGAAUGGCUUAUCCAAUCCCAUCCAGAUAGAUUUCCAAACCUCAGGUCCUGUAUUUAAUGUCUCGAUGCAUUCGGACAACCCGACGGUUUACCAGGGCGAGCUGGCAGAUCUGCUCUGCAUUGUCACCAUCGACAGAGCGGCACUUGAGCCAGAUGAUAUGUCCUUCGAUGUCUCCUGGUUUGCUGUGCAUUCCUUUGCACUGGACAGAGCCCCUGUCUUGCUGGCUUCCUUGGAUCGGAAAGGGAUUGUGAGCCAGCCCAGGAGGAACUGGAGCAGCGACGUCAGCCUGGAGAGGAUCAGCCCCAUGGAGUUCCGGCUGCGGGUGCAUGGCUCGGAGGACCAGGAUUUCGGCAACCAUUACUGCUCAGUAACCCCUUGGGUACGAUCAGCCACAGGUGUCUGGCAGCGGGAACCGGAGAUCAAAUCCAAGCCCAUAUUCAUAUCAGUGAAAAUGGAUGUGCUGAAUGCUUUGAAAUAUCCACUGUUGAUAGGCAUUGGUCUGGCCACCAUCAUCGGACUCUUAUCCUGCCUCAUUGGCUACUGCAGUUCCCGCUGGUGUUGCAAGAAGGAAAUACAAGAAACCAGACGGGAGCGACGCCGGCUAAUGUCUAUGGAGAUGGACUGAGUGUGAGAAUGAGACUACGCACGUUUCAGGAGAGAUUUGGGCAGUUGGCUGAGACAGAGGUGUGUGACAAACAUGCAUGCCCAAUGGACAGUAUCUUUCUCUCUGAUCUAAGCCAGGACCUAGAGCUUCUCCUCUCCACAUGCUAAGUACUGAGCGCACAGGCCAUGUGUACCAGCACAGAGCUCUUCUUCCAGGGACACUUACUGUGGGGAUGUUUUCUUCUGACACGCAAACUGUUCUGCAGCCUUCGGACAAGAUUCACUGUUAAAUCCUUUUGUCUUGUUUCUUAGGAACUUUCUUUGUGUGUUAACAUUGUUGGGAAGGGGGGUUAUUGUGGUGGGUGGGGCUUGGGAGAAAUAUUUUGCCUUUUAUAAAAUUAGCUGACCUGUUCUCUCUCUCUCUCUCUCCUCCCUCCCCUCCCCCCCAGGGUUUGGUUCCUGUCUCCAGUGCUGGGAAGGAAACAGCCAUAUGGGGUGCUCUAGUACUUGUUUGGUGAAGAUGCAAUGGUCAGGGGUGGGUUUAUGCUUGUCAGGGUGCCCUCUCUUCCCCUAUUUUCAGGGGUUUGCAGUUCACUCCAGAAUACAGCGUGUAUGGACUGUCUGUUUGAGACAAUUUUUUUAAACCAUUUUCUUAAAUAUUUUUUUUAAAGUUGGUCUUUGUUCUGCUGACAAGUGCUACCUUGGCAACCCUAGAGGCUGAAUGCUCAGACCAAGUACUUCACAGCGCAGAUCUUCCUUCCCACCACAGCCCCUCCCACUGUGCCUCUACCCUGACACACAGGGAGCACUACUCUCCCUGAGUGGAGAGUUCAGUCUCCUUGGCCUCUCUGCUGAGACCACCAGCAAGGCACCAGUUACCAGUCAUGGCGGUGGUGAUGUGUUCAUCAGAGGAACACCUGUCCUUUUAGGAAGAGGAUGGAGACCACCAGAUCUUUUCAGGUGUAUGGUCAACCGGCCAUUGGCUGGAAAUGAUGUGGGAACCAACUGUUACCUAUACUCAGAGUAGGUUCAUUUCCAUUUUGUUUCCUUGCAGUCACCUAACACAAAUCUCUGCAAUCUCUAAUUUGGCAGCAGAUUAGAGUCUCUAUUAGCAAUGCCCAUGAUCAACAGCAGCCACAUUGUGACUCAGUGUGGGUGCAAAAUCAGGCCAUCAUAGGGGGGGAGAGUUUGUUUUUUGUUUUAAACAGGUCUCUGUCUCUUUAUACCUGCAGUGAUCCCUAACUUUUCAAUAGGUCCUCUCCAUUGCUGGGCACUACAUGGGCAGAUCUCUCCAGGGGGUUUGAGGCAUAUUCAUAGGUGCUAUAGUAUGAAAGCCCAGCUCUGGUCUUUCACAGUCCCCUGGCAUAGCUCCUAAGGAGCUGCUCUCAGUUAUCCGGGCAGCUCUGUCUUCUAGCUCAGCUGGUGUUUUUAAGCAAUAAAAGUCAGACAUUGUGUACAAAAGAAGUAUGCUGAUACCACAUUCAAGGUUUGGCUAAAAUCAACAAAGAUGGGAAUUUGAGUUACUGUCAAUGCUCCAUCCUUCUCCAUUAUGCUUUAGGAAUAAAGAACCAAUGAUCGAUGAGCACGAUUAACCAUCUAGACUUUCAUUAUAUUCUAGAUCUUUUCUAUAACUAGUAGUCCGUUUGUGCGUACCUUCCAGGGGUGGUGCAGGAUCUAACUUCCUUGUUAUUAACAUGAAUUCAUUUCACAGCUGAGCUAGUGAAGUCUUUAACACUGUUGUAUUAUAACCACUGCAAACUGCAUUUAUUUGAGAUGCUCAGUUACUUUUGUCAUGAUUUUUUCCAGUACUGGCACAAGACUCUUUCCCUAAAAGAGACUUAGGCUAAGAUUUUUCACGUGACUAUUUUGGAUGCGUGCAUUUCAAAAGCAGCCUGACUGUUCCCAGUGAGUGCUCAGCGCAAUUGUUUUGUAGUUUGGCCCCGUUUAAGGUGUCUCAUGUGGUCAUCCCAAAAGGAAAGCACCCAAAAUCACUAGUCACAGCUGGAAAAUCUUGACCUGAAUCUUCUCAGCAGCCUUCCCUAUUGCUAGCUUUUCCUGCAGCCGAGCCUCCUGAAUCUGCAGGCAAACAUUGCAAGAAGCUGGCAGGGGAGGAACACACAGCCAUCAUGGCACAAAUGAGUUCCCCAUGUAAAAGUGUAAGAACUUGCCUCUAUAUUCUCCAAAAAGAGGCAAGCACAGGAAGUGAUUUGCUAGAGCAGAAUGUCCUACUCUUCCAGAACCAGCACAGAAUGUUUGUUAUCCUCUCCUGCGCUACCUUACCACUGAGGCACUCACCUGCUGGUCUUGUGGGGCACUGAGUUUGCACUGAUGUCCUCUUUCCCACACACAACUAAACAACUCUUACCGUUCCUGCUUUAAUAUUUGCUUUCCUCACAUCAUUGCCUUUUUUUUGUUAAAUGUUUCUAGCAUGGGGCAAGUGGGGAUUAGUUAUCCAAAGCACAAGUCACUCACUCUCCUUGCAGGUUUAACCCUCAUCUCUGUUGCUGUCAGUUACAUUUGGGGGAAACAGAAUCAGGCUCGUAAUGCAGUAAUAUGGAAUGAGCAAGCGAGGAAUGGGAUCUCCUCCUAAGCACACACUGCAUGCUGGCAUUUUCUCCCCGCAGAAAGAAACUCGGGGUUAUUUUGGCUGGGGGGGGUCCUUGCCCAUUAGUGAAGGGUCCCCAUGUCCUUAGCUAAUGUCAACCUUAUUUUUUGAGUAGUGUCCCUCUGGGUGCUCCACUCUGGGUGCGUCUGGGCCCCAAAUUCCCUUGAUCAGAGACUUUCAUUAGCAAUGUCUCUUUAACCUGCACUUGCGCUGUUGGUAUCCCUAUAUCCUGCGCCGAGGCUAUAUCAGGCUGUACAGGCAAACUGCCUCCUCAGUUACUUCUCAGCUGUGUUGGCAUAAUGGAGUUAGCAUGUCCGCCUCUUGCCUACCUUGGCAGUUACGGAGUUUCUCUCUAGUUAGCUAGUUUGGUUUGUUCGUAGUAGUUAGAUUAGUAUUUGUUUAAAUUUAAGAAAAAAAUAAUUAUAGAGGGUGGAGUCCAGUCUUAGAUCAAAGACUUUUCUGUUUGCUCACUCCACACCCACAAGGUUCAUGAAAGACCUGGGAGGACCUUCUUCCCACAGGCAUAGACUUUCCCACAGGUCUUGUGUAGGACCCGAACCUAGUUCCCAAAAGCCUCACAAAACUCCCUUUUGAACCAAUGGACACCUGCUCCUUAUUGACUUUAUUGAGGAAAACAGCUUCCUAGUAGCUACUAGGAAGUUCUCAGCCUGCAGAGACAGAGAGAUUGGGGCCUUAAUGGCUGACCCUCCUUUCACAACAUUCCACAAGGAUAAGGUGCCCUUACAGCCAUGUCUCAGGUUUCUCCUAAAGUAACAUAUGAAUUUCACUUGAAUCGGAGCAUAUACCUAUCAGUUUUCUUUCUGAAGCCACAUACUUCCAACGUGGGGACUGCUCUCCAUGCUCUAGAUGUCAGGAGGGCAUUAUCAUUUCAUCUGAACAGAACUAAGCCAUUUUGUAAACCCAAUAGACCAUUUUGACCUGUCUGCAACUGAAACCGAGUUCUGCCAUUUCUACCCAGAGACCUGCUCUAAAUGGAUUUCUGGGUGUUUUAUAGCUUGCUACCAGGCUGUUGACAUGCCACCACCAUCAGCGUUUUGGCACACUCAGCUAGAUCACAGUCUACAUCUAUGGCUCUCCUUAACAAUGUUCCCUUUCUAGAAAUCUGCAGAGCUGUUACAUGGUCUUCUAUACGUAGCUUCUCUAGGCACAGACGCGGCUGUUGACAAUGUAGGUCUCUCUAAUGUGAUGGACUCCAAUCCGAAGCACCUUCCUUCCUAGGGGGAUACUGCUCAGGAGUCACCAAGAGUGGAGUGCCCAUACAGACACUACUCGAAGAAGAAGACGUUACUCACCCUCUAUAGUAACUGUGCUGGUCUUCAAGAUGUGUGUCCCUGUGGGUGCUCCACUACCCACCCUCCUUCCCCUUGGUUUCAGUUUCCUCUGAGACUCAGUGAUGCAGAAGGCACUGAGGGGGCAGUUCACCCAUGUAGCCUGCUACAGCCUCGGCACAAGGAUAACUACAGUGCAUGCAAGGGCUGAACGGAUGCUGCUCCUGAAGAUCUCAAAGGGCCUCUGGGGCACACGCGCACCUAGGUGGAGCACCCGUAUGAGCACAAAUCUCAAAGAACCACAGUUACUGCACAGGGUGAAUAACCUCUUCUUCCAUCAGAGCAUAACACAUCUCCCUAUUCCACAUGAAAGGAGUUGGCCACUAGAUCUCACGGCCGCUAGCCCUUUGGGAGGUGGUGCUCCAUCCCCUUUCUCUCUGUUGUUGUUGUUGCUGCAUUUUUGAAGGCAGAAAUCUUUGGGGCAGUACUUCCCCAGCAGGUCUUCCAAGUGUGCCAAUUUUGUAAUACCCUUUUUUUAUACAAUGGGAAUCUUGUCUCUAAUGAGAAAAGCUGUGUGUCUUAGUCACUCUUUCCCAUGACUUUUUUUUUUUUUUUUUUUUUUUUUUUUUACUCUCUGUAACCACUUGUGUGUAUUAGGAGUGGUUGGUAUCAGGAGGUUAAGGAUUAAGCUGCAUGAGGUUCAAUGCAAGGGUUCAGUACCCUCUAAGCUGCAACUCCUGGGAUUGAAACGAAUAGCCAAGUAUGCUAAGGGCUCCUGUCGAUCUUACUCUGUUCACUUUGCCACAAGUUUCCUACUCAGUUACAGCUGGGAAAUUCCUCUCUUCUUGGACUCUGAACCAGGCAUUGCUUGAAAAUCACUUAAUGAAAUCGACAGGAAUUGGUGGAAGGUACAGAAUAAGGUGUUUGGCACAAUUCUGGAAUGCCAGAAUUGAAGGGUUCUAAUGAUGCUCUGUAUUGUUUCUUUUUAUGUUCAAAAUAAAG